This is a messenger RNA of Penicillium cataractarum, 1926 nucleotides long. RefSeq names its product acetyltransferase SAS4-like domain-containing protein. Gene Ontology annotation, molecular function: histone acetyltransferase activity. The record is from RefSeq and is a predicted model, not a curated record. NCBI's taxonomy places the organism in Eukaryota, Fungi, Ascomycota, Eurotiomycetes, Eurotiales, Aspergillaceae. Gene Ontology annotation, cellular component: SAS acetyltransferase complex. The transcript is spliced from 2 exons. The coding region runs from base 1 to 1926 and encodes 641 amino acids.
AUGGCCGUCCUGUCGCGGUCCUCCCUCCGCGGCUCCAUGCGACGGAACCCAAACGACCACCUGGACCACAACCGCCAGGGACCCCUGAUGAAAAGACAAAGGACCCUCCACGAUCUCUGGCCCGUCCACCGUCGCAGAAGCUCCCCGGACUGCCUCGACGCCACCACCCCGACCCACGAUCCUGCCUCGAGCAAAGCUCGACACGCCCUGCCUCCUGCCAAGCCAACGCGCCCACGCCCAGCAACUCGUCGCACUCGCCGAGCUUCUGCUUCCUCCGUGGACAGCGUCGCGUCGGGCGAUCAAUUGACACACCCGGCAACCCCUCGCGUAAAUGGCAAUGGCGUCACGACCCUUCGGCGUGUUGCCGACCGUGAGACUCCCGCGGGUACACGCUCCGCAACGGAUUUGCUACGCGACGAGCCGGAGUCGCCUGACCCAUUGGAUACGAUUUCUCCAGCUGUGACGGCGAAUUCGGUCAAGGCGCGUCCGGGAGUGUAUGCGCUGUCGAUCGGGUCUGAGAAUAAGCUGUUGAAAUCACCUGCUACGACGCGCCCUACUCGCCGUGGUGAUUAUGAUGUGAAACCGGAGGAGGCGGAUACAUUGCAAUCGACUGUCGAGUCGGAGGCUGUGGACGCGACGCAGGUGCAGUCGUCCGAUAUGCGACCGGCAGAUGCAACUCGGUCGCAGCAGCAGCAGCAGCAGCAGGUCGAGACGGAGCAAGAUGCUUCAGCAUCGACAGGAAACGAGAGGCGAUCACUGCGCUCUGCAGAUACCGGUUCUCGAUGUAAGAGUGAGCUAGCGCAGUAUUUCCAUAAUUACGAGCAGAUCAUCAGUCUCGAUGAUCCUAAACCCGAACUACUUGCUUUCAACACUAUUGUCACAUUAAUUGACGACCUAUCCGAACCUCUACCAUCUCCCUCCUCCGAUCCAUCACCCUUUGGCAACCCUCUACAAAAACUGUACAAUUGCGAAGUAGCUACACUGCCCGAGCCGGCAUCGAGUACGGCGGGCAUCGACCCUCUGAACGAAGACCUAUAUUUCCGUGCGCACCGCAAAUUCGAGCGCCAGGAGAAACAGCUACGAAAUAUUGAGCGUGAUCGCGCGCAGCAUGAGAAGCAGCAUGUAGACCGGCUUCUCGAGGAGCUCCGCAGUCAAGACUGGCUGCGUGUGAUGGGUCUGACCGGCGUCCACGAGAACGAGAAGAAACUAUACGAACCGAAACGUCAAAUCCUCAUCGACGAGCUCGUCUCUCUCGUCAACAAAUUCCAAGUGUGGAAGGACGAAGAACGGAAGCGCAAGUUGCUCAAGGAAAAGCAUCUGCCAGUGGGCGAGACUGAGACCGACGCACAUGGCCCUCGACAUUCACGCAAGCAAUCACGACCCGUCGAGGAUGCCGCAGAAGAAAGCUCGCCUUUACCAGAUACACCCAGUACACCAGACCCGAACGAUGUGGACGCCUGGGCCGCGCGCCAACUACAUCAAGAAGCUCGUUCGGCCUCCGUCGCCAAACGGCGCAAGUCCGUCUCGGAGAACCGCAAGUCCAAAGCUGGACGUGCUGAAGACGACCAGUCUACAGCAACAGAAACCAAAAACAACUCCAAAAAGCAAAAGCCACAACAUCUUCCACCUUCGUCUGUGGCUGCAUCACCACCCCCUCCUCCUCCCCCUCCGGCACUUUUCAUCUACCCUCCACCACCCGAUAAACCCUUUACCUCAUUCUUCGAACAACCGCACCACCGCGAGACAGCCUUAGCUGCUGUAAAUGGCACGCGGCGCGGCCGUACACAUACCAUCCUCGCUUUUGGUCAUCCCAUGCCCGACAUGCCGGAACGUGAUUUCGAACCACCGGAAGAAAUCCUCACAGAUGAGGCGAUUUACGCCUCGCAACGACAGCGGCGGUUGUUGAAGCGACGCAGUCGGGGGUGA